CACUACCUGUGUACACAAAACAAAACACAAAACGUUAAGUGUCAAAUCACAAAACAUCUUACGUUGUCUGCAAUUCACCAGCGUUCGAGCUCACCGCUCUCAGCUGCUCCGGUGAUGACCGAGAAGAGGACGUCAAGUCGCCGAUAAAGAAAAUGACUUCCCAUCAGAUGGUACCGGUGGAGACCUCUCGUGCGUCACGGACGGCAUAAAUAGAGGCAGCAGCACACAGCACGACAAUCCUCUAAACAAGCAUCCACAGCACAUCACACAGAGCCUCCCAAUUAACGCUGUUUUUUUUUUUUUUUUUUCCUCCCCCUGUGCAUCCUGCUUACUCUCCUCUCUCUGGAUGUCAUGGCCAGCUCGGCACUGCAGCUGCUCGGUUUCUUCCUGUCACUGAUUGGAGUGGUCGCCACAGUGACCGCCACCAUCAUGGUGGAGUGGAAGAUGCACGGCCAUUCUCAUCGUAUCUACGAGGGCCUGUGGAUGACCUGCAGCGUAGGCCACAGGACCACCUGUGAAUUUCACGACUCUCUCCUCAAACUGUCAAAUCAGGUCCAGAUAACCAGGGGAAUUCUGCUGUUGAGUUUGUUCCUGUCAGCCGUGGCGUUGAUGGUCUCCACUAUUGGAAUGAAGUGCACCCGCUUUAUGGACGGCAGGGCCAGGGCAAAGGGUGUAGUGGCUCGGAUUGGAGGCAUUAUGCUGAUGGCUGCAGGUUUAAUGACAUUCAUCAUAACGUCCUUGUAUGUCAAGAAGGUCGUUGCCGACUUCCAUCAUUCUCAUCAUCUCCACACCUUUGAGUUUGGUAAAGCGGUGUUUGUGAGCUGGUCCGGCGGCUUCCUCACGACGUUCGGCGGAGCAUUCCUGACCUGUCAGAGGUGCUAGAGAUCAUCGUCGUCCAGGUCUAUAAGCUCUAACGGCCUCCUGCAAAACCACAAGUCCAACAGUAACUAUGUUUAGUCACCAGGAAGGAUCCGUGAUAAUAGUCGUCAUGACUACUGAUAAAUUGCCGUUAGUCAUUAUCAUUAGGCCUACAUUGUGCUAAAAUGACUCAUAUCUACUUUGCACUGUUUGGUUUGUUUUUGUUUUUAUAUUUACAGUGGAACCUCCAAAGUUGAACGAGCUACAUUUUCAUUUCGACGUACAUGUUUUAAGAUAUCCUUCAAAUGUCAAGCUGCCAUCAUGUGGGAUUUUAGAGACUACACUUAGUGGGGUUGUGUUUAUUUUUUUUUUUAAAUGACAAAGGUGGUAUCGGUGAGAAUGAGAAGGGAAAGGACCAUGACAAUCAUAUAAACCAGUCCAGCUGUUGCCAAAUGCUGACUAAUUUUACUUUUAGUUUUAUUAUAGUGAUGAACUUAUCAUCACAAUUUCAAUUGUUAGAUAAAACAUCACCAAUAUAGUUAGUUAAUAAAGGAUUUAUGAGUUUA
Molecule: messenger RNA, 1424 nt
Organism: Hippocampus comes (tiger tail seahorse)
Lineage: Eukaryota; Metazoa; Chordata; Actinopteri; Syngnathiformes; Syngnathidae
Product: claudin-1
Exons: 5
Coding region: 352-882 (176 amino acids)
Cellular component (GO): membrane; bicellular tight junction
Molecular function (GO): structural molecule activity
Source: RefSeq, a predicted model, not a curated record